Microbotryum saponariae is the source of this 2921-nucleotide messenger RNA. NCBI's taxonomy places the organism in Eukaryota, Fungi, Basidiomycota, Microbotryomycetes, Microbotryales, Microbotryaceae. The record is from the annotation of a GenBank genome assembly.
AUGUCGGAACAGGUUAUGUAAGUCGGGCUUGAGCUCAUGGACUCGUACGAGCGAGGCGAGGAAUGGAUUUGUCGUACUGCAGUGUGACCUGCACCAUCGCACGGCCGGCUCACCCCACAUGCCGAGCGAGAAUCCUCGGCCCGUCCGGCGGCCGUCUACAAGCAUGAUCGUCUCCAACCGUGAACAACAACGACAGCUGACAGUCUCUAAUUCUAACAUUCAAAACCAGCCUUAACAAGUAUUCGCGCACUUUCACUCAAGAUGACAAGCAAGGCGCCGCCAAAGGUACGUCGACUGCAUUCGGGCUUGCGACUUGAAGCAUCUUCCGGAAGGCCCGGCGCGAACGACUGCCGUGGGUCCAAGGGCAAGGAGCUGACUCUACAACCCACCGGGGUCCUUUCAGCCAUGCUCUACGCCACGGGAAUGACCGACUCCCAGAUGGCCUUGCCUCAAAUUGGUAUCUCGUCCAUCUGGUUCGAGGGCAACCCUUGCAACGAUCAUCUGAGGGCCUUGGGGGAUAAGGUCCAAAAGGGGUGCGAAUUGGAGGGUCUCGUCGGUUUGCAACACUCGACCGUUGGUGUUUCGGAUGGUCAGGUAUGUCACAGAUAGAGCUUUCAAUGUGACCGGCUUUCAGCUUGGGUGCUGAUAUUCAUGUGAUUUCGAAUGUGCACAGACUCAGGGCAAUGCGGGGAUGAGCUACUCGCCGCCAAGUCGUGAUUUGAUUGCCGACUCAAUCGAAAUGAUCGUCAACGCACAACACUACGACGGCAAUAUUUCCAUUCCGGGAUGCGACAAGAACGUGAGUCGCCUGAACCACCCUUUCUGAACUGUUGUCUAGGUGGUAGGCCAUCGGUAACGAGGCGCGGCGCGCGUCCAGGGGCUCGAUUGGUUUUAAGGCAAUGGAUUAAACUUAGUGUCUGAGUGGAUUAUAUUCUUGCGCGUGGGCCUAUGCCUUCGAAAUGCGGACUCCCUUGUUUAGCUUUUCCUUUAAUCACUUGUUCCUCAACUAUCGGUUCUGACACUGCUGCGUAUCAUCCUACCGCUGCCACCUCUAUAGGUGGUGCACUUUUACUUCAGAACCCAUCCGUACCGGGCCCGACCGUCACUGACCCCUAACUAGCUCCCUCGACCCUUCAGAUGCCCGGCUGUCUGAUGGCCGCUGCGCGCCACAACAAGCCGACCCUCCUCAUCUACGGUGGAACAAUCGCCGCCGGAAAACGCCACAUUGACUGUCCUUCUAUGGGAGGCAAGAAGGGCGAAGACAUCACCCUUGGUGAUGCUUUCGAAUCUUAUGGCGCUUGGACAACGGGCAAGAUUACCAACGCUGAGAAGGACGAUGUCGUCAAGCAUGCCUGCCCCGGCGCUGGAGCUUGCGGUGGCAUGUUCACUGCCAACACGUGAGUGUUUCAAAGAAGCCGAAAGUGGUUUUGGGGACAACGACGCAUUCGACUAACGUUCUGUUCUCUGGUUUGCAUGCGCAGCAUGAGCACAGUCCUCGAAGUGCUCGGAAUGAGUCUUCCAUACUCGGCUUCGAUCCCGGCCGUGUACCCCGGUGCGUUCCAAAGUCCAUUGCACCGCGUCGAAACCUCCGGGAACCUACUAGAGCUGUAUCUGUUCAAACAGAGAAACAACAAGAGUGCCUCCGCGCCGCCAAGUACAUGCGGAACCUGCUCGCACUGGAUCUCAAGCCGCGCGACAUCAUGACCAAAAAUUCUUUCCUUAACGCCAUCACCAUGUGCAUGAUCAUCGGUGGAUCGACCAACUCGGUCUUGCAUCUGCUCGCCAUCGCUCGAUCGGCCUACAUCGAGCUGUCAACCGACGACUUUGUCACGAUUCAAGAGAAGACCCCUGUGCUGUGCGAUUUGAGCCGUCAGGUGCUUACGUCAUGGAGGACUUGCACAAGGUCGGAGGUAUUCCUUCAAUCUUGAAGUACUUGAUUGAUGGGAGUCAGAUGACGGUGACGGGAAAGACUUUGGCGCAAAAUGUUAAGGAUGCUGAGGAUCUCGACUUCGAGAACCAAGACGUGGUCAGGCCUUUGUCGAAGCCGGUCAAGGAGAAGGGGCAUUUGGUCAUUGUGAGUUCCGGGUCGGAUUGUUUCCUCCUAUCAAACCAAGGUUGAGAUCACUCACCACUUGCUUGUACUCGGCCUCUCACAGCUCAAAGGCAAGUUGGCCCCUAAUUCUGCCGUGUCCAAGAUCACGGGCAAGGAAGGCCUCCGAUUCCGCGGACCUGCGAUUUGCUUCGACGAUGAGGAUAGCUUCCAAGAGUCGCUCGCGAAGGGUGAUGACAAGGCCGGAAUGGCGGUCGUCUUGCGUUACCUCGGCCCUAAGGUGGCCCUGGAAUGCCCGAGAGUGAGUCGAUAACGUUCGGCUUCCGACAGGCGAUGCUAUUUCACUCAUGCCCUCUCGGUGUCGAAUCACAGUGUUGGGCCCGACGGGAGCAUUGAUGGGGCGGGACUUGGUGGCAAGACCUGCUUGUUGACCGAUGGCAGGUUCUCCGGUGCUUCGCGAGGUUUCAUAAUUGUAUGUCCCCACCCUUUGACGUGUCAAGGCGAUACACCUGUUGCGACUCAAGCUUACGCCGCCUCCUCUUCAAUUCUCUUAGGGACACAUCACGCCCGAAGCCGCUGUCGGGGGUCCAAUCGCCCUCGUUCACGAUGGGGACAUUAUCGCGAUCGAUGCCGUAUCACGCGAGAUCAGCCUCGAGGUUGAUGAAGCGACCUUGGCCGAGAGGAAGCUGGAAUGGAAGCCGCGCCCUCUCAAGCACAAGCGUGGUAUCUUAUACCGAUAUGCUAGGGUCAGUGCAGAUACGCUCUUGCAAGUAUGACAAGGCCUGGUGAGGAGCAAAUGCUGACGAGCGACUGUGUUUCGGCUUCGUUAAAGGAUGUCAAGGGGGCCGAUCAAGGUGCUUACACCGACUGA